Messenger RNA from Microbotryum saponariae, 1972 nucleotides. Lineage: Eukaryota; Fungi; Basidiomycota; Microbotryomycetes; Microbotryales; Microbotryaceae. The record is from the annotation of a GenBank genome assembly.
AUGUACAUCCCUAAGUCAGCCGCGGGUGAAAUCGCCGGCGCGCCUAAGUCCCCACCGCAAGGGGGCGGGCUAGCGGGCGCGCGCAUGAAUCCGCCGGCGCUGGCGCGCUGAGGCAGUCGCGCGCGUCUAAGUCCCCACCGCCGGGGGCGGGCUAGCAAGUGCGCGCAACGACCGAGGCGCCCCUGUCGAGCUGAGAGUGGACUCUUCACACGAUCCACGGUACCAGCGGGUGCGACCAUCGUCACAUCCAAGUUCGUCUGGAAAACGAAACGGAAUGCACUCGGCGAAGUCACCGGCCACAAGGCACGGCUCGUGGCGCAGGGAAAUCGGCAACGCGACGGCAUCGACUUCAACGAAACCUUCGCACCAGUCGCACGCUUCUCCUCGAUACGCUCACUCCUCGCGCUGGCGGCCGCCAACGGCUUGCACGUGCACCAGGCGGACAUCGACAAAGCCUAUCUGCAUGGCGACCUUGACCAUGACAUCUGGAUGACGACACCGCGCGGCUUCGACCUUCCCACCGACAAGGUGCUUCGUCUGCGACGCUCCAUCUACGGACUCAAACAGGCUGGCCGAAUCUGGAAUCGACACAUCGACGCAUCGCUUCGAGAUCUCGGCUAUACGGCGACGGGCACCGACCACUGCGUGUACUCUCGGAUCGACGAUCGGCGACGCCCACACUACAUCGCGCUGUACGUCGACGACCUCCUUAUUCGAUCAACUCUACUACGUCAGCGAUGUAGUUAUAGCCAAGAGUGAUGAAUGCAUUUCAACAUACCUAUUCGAUCAACUCUACUACGUCAGCGAUGUAGUUAUAGCCAAGAGUGAUGAAUAGGAAGCUAACAAUAAGAGACCCGCGCACCCCAAGUCCACAGCCAGCGAGCCUGGGGCUGAGCCAAUGGCCCAGGCUCGCUCCGCGCGCCUAAGUCCCAGGCUCGCUUCGCGCGCCUAAGUCCUGGGCCGGGGCGCCCGGCUCACUCCGCGCGCCUAAGUCCGCGCCCGGUUCGCUCCGCGCGCCUAAGUCCUGAGCCGAGCGGAGAGUGGAUUCCUCACACUCCUGAUGAUCAGCCCCGACUUGGCCGAAAUUGAACGUGUCAUCUCGGGCCUCGAACAACGCUACGGCGUCAAGCGCCUCGGCCCGGCAGAGUACAUCCUCGGCAUCCAGAUCAGGCGACUCGAAGACGGUUCUAUUGCCCUGUCCCAGGAACGGUACAUCAUGGACGUGCUUGCUCGGUUCCACUUCGACACCACGACUCGCGGCACUACAGUCCCGAUGACCCCCGGCCUUUCGCUCACCGCCAUCCCGGGUCAAGGCACCGAACGGAUCAGGUCAUGGUAUCUGCAGGCUAUCGGCUCGCUCCUCUACAUUUCGCUCGGCACCCGCCCCGACAUCGCCUUCGCCGUGUCCUACCUGGCCCGCUUCGCCAACAACCCUGGACGUCGUCACUGGAUCGCGGUCAAGCACAUCCUCCGCUAUCUCCGGGCCACAUAUCGCGACGAACUGGUUUAUGCUUGCGGCGAGACACGCAUCACGGGCGUGGUUGGCUACUCCGACGCGAACUGGGGGGCCUGCGUCGAUACGUCGGUGUCCACUAUGGGCUACGUCUUCUACAUUGCCGGAUCCGCCGUGUCUUGGUCGUCCAAGCGUCAAUCUCGAGUUGCCGAUUCUACCACCGACGCUGAAUACCUCGCCCUCUCGCAUGCUGGCAAGGAAGGGAUCUACCUCAGUCAGCUGCUCGAGGAGCUCCAUGUCCAACCUGUUGCACCGGCUCACAUUUUUACUGACAAUGAAGCCGCUGCCGCAGUUGCCCACGACCCUGUCCGCGUCUCCGGCACUCGACACAUACGCUUGCGCGAGCACUUUGUUCGGGACAUGGUGAAUCGGGGCGAUAUCUCACUCUCGCAUGUGGGAACCAGCAACAUGGUGGCCGACAUCUAUGAGACGUUCACCACUACUGUCAGGAGAGGUUGA